GCCGAUCGUUGUCGCAUCGUUCAGCCGCGAUCGCACGCCGAUCGGGCACGAAAUUCCCCACACACUAAUCGCAGUCGGCGACGAGUUCCGAAGCCGGACCUGCCGGUGCACAUCCUCGGAGCGCAAUCAAUAGUACCGUACGGUGAUCCUCAGCAGAAUGGUGAACUUGAAGAACGUACCUUCGUCGUCAUUGCUGGCGUUGUUUUGGAUUGCAGCUACGGGUCAUGCUGCCUCUUUAUUCGAUACGUGCUCGGACGGGGCCGGAGUGCGCGGAGUAUGUUUACCGUUGAAGGAUUGCGAUACGGCCAGAGCAAUGUUGUUGCGCGGGGGUUUAACCAAUGCGGAAAAGGAGUAUCUCCGGAAGUCGGACUGUGGUACUAAUGCAGAUGGGAGGAUGAUUUGUUGUCCUUUGCCGAGGUUACUGAAGGCACGAUUCUCAGCACCGGCAUCGUUACCACCGGUUGGGAUAUGUGGGAAGGAUACUGGCGAUCGUAUCGUCGGAGGUAACAUUACCAAGAUAGACGACUUCCCAUGGCUGGCGAGGAUUCAAUAUUAUAAACCUAAUAGGCGAUUCGGAUUUCACUGCGGCGGAGUGCUAAUCAAUGAACGCUACGUUCUCACAGCGGCUCAUUGCAUUCACAGCGUGCCAUCUUCAUGGACACUAUACAAGAUUCGCUUCGGCGAGUACGACACCCAAGCGGACAACGACUGCAACUACUACGAUCAGACGGAUUGCGUCGAGGCCCAGCAGGACGUCCUGAUUGCAUCGUACUACAUCCACGAGGACUACUUCCAAGAAAACGGCGCAGACUACAACGAUAUUGCGCUGAUUCGCUUGGCCCUGCCGGUAACCUUCACUCCGUUCAUCCAGCCCAUCUGUCUACCGGUCACCGAGGAACAACGCCAGCUACCCGCCGACACGGCCCGGAUGAUGGUCGCCGGAUGGGGUCAAACGGAAAACAAAAGCGCCAGUCAGUACAAAAUGUUCCUAGAGGUUCCCGGAUGGGCUAACGACAAGUGUAGGGAUGCGUUCUCAUCAGUUAACGUGGAUAUCAUAGACACGCAACUGUGCGCUGGAGGAGAAGCCGGGAAGGAUUCCUGCCGAGGGGACUCCGGCGGCCCUUUGAUGAAGCAGGAAAGCUUAGGAGGAAAGUCAGCGUGGUUCCUAAAAGGAAUUGUUAGUUUUGGCACGGAAAAAUGCGGAACCGAAGACGUUCCCGGUGUUUACUCUAGGGUUAGUAAAUACAUGGACUGGAUUUUGGAAAAUAUAGAAGAGUAGCGGGAUAUAA
Armigeres subalbatus is the source of this 1289-nucleotide messenger RNA. Its product is annotated as CLIP domain-containing serine protease B4-like. The record is from RefSeq and is a predicted model, not a curated record. The coding region runs from base 158 to 1279 and encodes 373 amino acids. Lineage: Eukaryota; Metazoa; Arthropoda; Insecta; Diptera; Culicidae. The transcript has 4 exons. Gene Ontology annotation, biological process: proteolysis. Gene Ontology annotation, molecular function: serine-type endopeptidase activity.